Molecule: messenger RNA, 921 nt
Organism: Lineus longissimus
Lineage: Eukaryota; Metazoa; Nemertea; Pilidiophora; Heteronemertea; Lineidae
Exons: 1
Source: RefSeq, a predicted model, not a curated record
AUGAGAAGGGCAAUUCGUGUGGAUGAGAGAUUGGCCAUCACCCUGUGGAAGUUAGCCACAUGCAUUGAGUAUAGAACGCUGAAAGAACAUUUUGGUGUUGGUCGUUCAACCAUUUGCGCAAUCAUCCACGAUACUUGUUCAGCAAUAUGCGAGGAAUUGCUCGAUUCCUACCUGAAGUUCCCAACUGGCGAUCGUCUGAACGAAGUUGUAGCUGGAUACAAUGACACAUGGGGUUUUCCACAAUGUGCAGGCGCCAUUGAUGGAAUGCAUGUCCCCAUCAAGGCACCAGUAGAACACCCAGCGGACUAUUUCAACAGAAACCACUAUCAUUCAGUUGUAAUGCAAGCGGUGUGUGACUAUUGAUGCAGAUUUACCGACGUCUUUUUUGGAUUUGCUGGUCGGGCCCAUGACGCUCGGAUUUUGGCCAAUUCGACAUUCUUUCAUUUGGCAGAGGAGGGAUCACUUUUGCCUCAUCGUCCAAGACGUGUUGGUGGACAGGACAUUCCGCUGGUAAUAAUUGGGGAUCCAGCUUACCCGUUAUUACCAUGGCUUAUGAAGCCGUAUGCACACCGCGGACAACUUAAUGCAGCACAGAGGAGGUAUAACUACAGACAUAGCAGGGCCCGGGUGACGAUUGAAAAUAGUUUCGGACGGCUAAAGGGGCGUUGGCGCUGCCUUCUCAAAAAGAGUGACUUUGACAUUAGCAACAUUCACAAUGUAGUCUUGGCAUGUACCAUUCUUCACAAUGCCUGUGAAGUGUACAAGCAGGCAUACAAUAACCAUUGGAAUGAAGAGGUACGUGCAAUUGAAGCCCAGGAGCCCAUCGUAAGGAUGGUCAACCAAGUUGUCAACGUUGGAGAAAAUCAUGCAAUUGGUGGUGAUGCAAUAAGGAACUCGUUGACCAGGCAUUUUAAUCACUGA